Malurus melanocephalus (red-backed fairy wren) is the source of this 2126-nucleotide messenger RNA. RefSeq names its product cyclin H (gene CCNH). Gene Ontology annotation, molecular function: cyclin-dependent protein serine/threonine kinase regulator activity. Gene Ontology annotation, biological process: DNA-templated transcription; regulation of cyclin-dependent protein serine/threonine kinase activity; regulation of transcription by RNA polymerase II. The transcript is spliced from 10 exons. The record is from RefSeq and is a predicted model, not a curated record. Bases 16 to 1050 code for a protein of 344 amino acids. Gene Ontology annotation, cellular component: nucleus; transcription factor TFIIK complex. NCBI's taxonomy places the organism in Eukaryota, Metazoa, Chordata, Aves, Passeriformes, Maluridae.
GGUCCUUCCUUAAAAAUGAAACAUUUGGAAAAGGAAACAAAACACCCUCAAUACCAGGACGGACUCACCCGGGUCCGCCCCCCAGCCCCUGCACSUUCAGGCGCCUCCCAGCAUGCCCCGCGCGGGCGCGGCCAUGUUGCGGGACCAUGUUCCACAGCAGCACGCAGUGGCGGCACUGGACCUUCCGCGGUGCCCCAGGGCGACCCGGUGCUGCUGGAGCCGCACGAGGAGCUAGCGCUAUGCAAGCAUUACGAGAAGCGGCUGCUGGACUUCUGCGCCGCGUUCAAGCCCGCGAUGCCGCGGUCCGUGGUGGGAACAGCUUGCAUGUAUUUCAAACGCUUCUACCUCAAUAACUCAGUGAUGGAGUAUCAUCCUCGGAUAAUAAUGCUAACAUGUGCAUUUUUGGCCUGUAAAGUAGAUGAAUUUAAUGUAUCCAGUGCACAGUUCGUUGGUAACCUUCGAGAAAGUCUUCUUGGACAGGAAAAAGCUCUUGAGCAAAUCUUGGAAUAUGAACUACUACUUAUUCAGCAACUGAACUUCCAUCUCAUCAUCCACAAUCCAUACAGGCCAUUUGAGGGAUUUCUAAUUGAUAUGAAGACUCGCUAUCCAGUGCUGGAAAAUCCUGAAAUUUUGAGGAAAACAGCUGAUGACUUCCUUAAUCGCGUGGCUUUGACAGAUGCAUAUCUGCUCUUUACUCCCUCACAGAUAGCUCUCACUGCCAUAUUAUCUAGUGGUUCCAGAGCAGGAAUUAAUAUGGAAAGCUAUUUAUCAGAGAGUCUUACACUGAAAGAAAACAGAUCAACUCUAUCCAGGUUACUAGAUGAUAUGAAAUGCAUGAAAAAUCUCAUAAAGAAAUACGAACUGCCAAGGCCUGAAGAGAUUGCUGCUCUAAAACAGAAAUUAGAGAAAUGUCACAGCUUGGAGCUUUCACUUAAUACAAACCCGAAGAAGAGGAAGGGUUAUGAAGAUGAUGACUAUGUCACAAAGAAAUGUAGAAUGGAUGAGGAUGAGUGGACUGAUGAUGAUCGUGUGGAUUCAGCAUUACUUUGAAGGAAGAUGGACUUCUGCCACUGCAAACUACUUUCUGGUGUCAGGCAUGUGUUUUGGGAGCAUAUUGCAAUUUAUAUUCCUAGGAGAAUUCUUACUAGAAGAUCUGGUAUUGCUCUAUUACCUUUGACCUGACCAGGAACCUACGGCAUGGAGACUCAAACCUAAAUGAAAGGUGAAUCCAUCCAUUAGGAGCUUUUUUUAAUCUAAGUGAGGGAACAGCGACAAAUUCAGCAAAAUCUGCUGUUAGCUAUAACAUAAAUCAUAAAUCAGUAAUGCUGCAAAUUAAAAUGGCAGAUUAAUCCAACAGGUAUUUUCAAACCAACAGUUAUCAGAGACCUCAUACAAAAUCUGUCAUUUAAAGAAAACUGAUGUAUCACAGUAUGCAGAAGUUGUGAUUUAGUCAGAAAAGGAUGAAACCUGGAACCUACUCAAAUUUUCCAUUUGAUCAAAAUAUUCUGAGAUAAUUUCUAAGUACUUUAAAAGAACUAAUUCACGGUGCUUAGCACAUUUUUUUUCAUCUGGAUUUUUAAAAUUAAUUAUUAUUGGCUUUAAAAUACAUACACAUAACGUGGUGACCUACCUGCUGUUACAGCUAUCAUACACACAAAGCAGUCCCACUUCAAAAGGACUCCGUGACAGCAGUUCACUUUCAAACUACAACUCGUAGAAUGCAUGCAGUGAAACUCUGGCCAAUGCUUACUGAAAUUCAGCCUAACAUUUUUAAAGCAAAAAUUAAUUUCGGUCUCUGGUCAAAACCAUGUGACAAGUUAUGUAUAAAAAUUUUUGGUUUAAAACAUGGUUUUGGAAAGUUUGAAUUUUUGGCCAAAACUUUAUUUUCAUAGCUAUAAAAUCUACUUGAGCUUCUCACAUUUACAGAGGCACUAAAUUAGUAAAGUCCUGUAUGAUAAACUAGCAAUUUUUAAACAUGCAUAAAMAAAUGUACUCAGAUGAAAGCAUUCAAAAUUGUGUGGAAACUGAUACACCGUUGAGUUAGUUAAUAAGAGGCGUAAAGAAUUUGAAUUUACACUCCUGCUACAUAACUUCAGCAAACUUUUUUUUAAUCACUUACCCCAAGU